Tetrahymena thermophila SB210 is the source of this 990-nucleotide messenger RNA. RefSeq lists its product as hypothetical. The transcript is spliced from 11 exons. Lineage: Eukaryota; Ciliophora; Oligohymenophorea; Hymenostomatida; Tetrahymenidae. The record is from RefSeq and is a predicted model, not a curated record.
AUGAAAGAUAACAAUAAAUCAAUAAUACUAAAAAAAAACAAUUCUAUUAAAUCUAGCUAAAGUGAGUAUGAAAUUGGAUUCUUAUUAAAGAAUAUGUACAUAAAUGAAAAUGAUAAAGAUGAUAUUAACAAAACUAUUAAAUCUUACUUAAAUUAGUUUAUAAUUUCUAAAGUUUUAAUUCAUAUGAAUAAUUAUGAUGCAGACUUACAUAGAUUAGAUUAGCUUUUGAUUGAAUUAGCAAAUUUUUCUAAUCUUUCUCAUUUAAUUAUUGAUUUAAACCUAUCUCAAAUAGAUUUACAAUCAUUUUCAUUCUCUUUAAGUCAAUUUUCUUCUAUUUAAAAUAUCAAAUUCCUUUGCUUAAGUCUAUUUGAGAUUGGAGCAGGAGAAACUGAAUGUGUGCAUAUUUCCUAAGCAAUUUAAUAGUUCAAAUCUUUAGUUUCAUUAGAUAUUGACAUAAAAGAGAACCAAAUUAAAGAUUAAGGUCUGAUUACUCUUUUUUAAGGAAUUUAAAAAUUAGAAAAUCUAUCUUGCUUGAAAUUAGAUAUUGGGCAUGGUAAUAUAGCUGAUGAAGGAAUUUCAACUGCUGGAUAAAUAGUUAAGGACAUGAAUAGGCUUGAAGACUUUAAUUUAAUCAUAUGGGAAAACGAAUUUAGUUGCAAAGGAUUAACAAUUUUUGCUAACAACUUAAUCUAUUGUUAGAGGCUAAAAUAUUUGAACCUGUAUUUAUCAGAGAAUUUUAAUCUAGACAAUUUAGGAUUUUGCCAGUUUUUAGAACAAAUUGGCCACAUAAAAGGUCUAUAACAUUUUGCACUUUAUCUUGUAUAUUGUAAAUUAAGCAUGUCUCAACUCAUUGAUUCAUUUUUACAGAACUUAAAGAAACUAAAAUAAUUAAAUACAAUAGAAAUUCAAAGUUAGUAUUACUCUAAAGCUGACGAAUUACUCACUAGUCAUUUAAUGAAAUUAAAUAGAUUAGUAAAAAUGAUUAAAUGA